Molecule: messenger RNA, 1116 nt
Organism: Peniophora sp. CBMAI 1063
Lineage: Eukaryota; Fungi; Basidiomycota; Agaricomycetes; Russulales; Peniophoraceae
Source: the annotation of a GenBank genome assembly
AUGAAGGCAGUCGAUCCCACUUACCCUCUCUAUCCCGCCGCCAGCCUCCUAGCCGCUGCACUUCUGCUCCUUGUCCUGCUAACCAGUUUCAUCCGCCAACGCUGGAACCUCGGCGUGGCGUUCUUAUGCUUCUGGCUCUUCUUUGAGAACCUUACCGGCGCGAUCAACGCUAUCGUCUGGUCUGAUAACUCCGAUGUGAAGCUGUACGUCUACUGCGAUAUCGUAUCGCAUUUGGAGAUCAUCUGCUAUACUGUCAGACCGAUGGCGACACUCAUCAUAACGCGCCGGCUAUACUUGAUUGCCAACCUACAGUCCGUAGAGCUCCCGAGCCGUCGUACGAGGUGCUUGAACGCGCUAUUCGAGUGGUCUCUGGGCCUAGUGAUACCCGCGCUGGUCGCGGGUUCAUUGUACUACAUAGUGCAAGCUGCUCGUUUCCAGGUCGUAGAAGGGUCCGGCUGCGCAGACGCGCUAUACGAGUCGGUGCUCAUGAUCCUGAUCAUUCUGUCGUGGGGAAUCGCCGCGCCGCUGCUAUCCAUCGUAUUCUACUAUCCGCAGAUCGUGCGGCUCCUGUACUUCCGCAACCGAGACGUCAACCGCUACCUCAAAAGCAACGACUCAGUAUCGCGCCAACGAUACCUGCGCAUCUUCGCGCUCGCCAGUAUCGACAUCCUCCUGACGCUGCCCAUCAACAUCGCCACGCUCGUCCUGUCGCUAUCGCUAGCGCUGGACGAGGGCCCGAUCCCGUUCUACCCCGGCUGGACGUUCUCGCACUCCAGUUGGGCUCCGAUCAGCACGAGCUAUGUAGAGCUGCAGGCGAGCAUGGCCGACGUUGCGUUGUUCUACUUCACCGAUUGGAUCGCGCCUGUGCUCGGGUUCGUCAUCUUCGCGCUGUUUGGGUUCACGGACGAGGCGCGCGCGUCGUACUGGUCGGUUUUGCGUACGGGGGCUUCGUGGGUCGGGUGGAAGGUUCCGGGUGCUGCGCGCGGGCACGACAGCGGUCGUAUGACGAUGGACACGAUUCGGUUUGGUGAGCCGCAGAGCGUGAGUCGGGAUGGAGAGACGGGGACAUGCUCGAGCGCUGUCGCACCGAAGCUUGAGGGGGACGACGCGGCCUGA